GUUCAAUAUAAGCUAUCCCGUCCCUCACCAUACUCGUCUUGUGGUUCGUUUGUUGAACAGGACAAGAAAAAUGCCUUCACCGAUGGCGUUGAAUCCGCCAUCACGUUCUCCAUCCAUCUUCAAAAAGAAAAAAUCAUUUAGCCAAUUGUCGUCAAUGGCGACCGCAGCGUCCUACCUUUCUGCUGUUCACCAAGCAGAUACGCGCGCUCGCAGCCACGACAAUUAUUCUGUUUCAUCAACCCCUGCACUUUCACUAUCAUCUUCUGUCACAGUUUCAUCAGAGGACACCGUUCUCAACGAGGACGGUGAGAACAAUUGUCUCGCGUACCCCUUAACACCCCCAACCUCUGAACAGGUCUUCACCACCGUUCACACGGAGUUUGGUCACUGUGCAAACGAGGCAUAUCGUUGCGUCUCCAAGCAUGACUAUACCAAACCUGUGCAAGAGCACACCAUCGAGGAGCCUCCAUAUUAUAUCCUCCUCACCACCUACAUUAGUUACCUUAUUCUCCUCUGUUUUGGUCAUAUGCGCGACUUUUUCGGAAAGCGUUUUACCAAGUCUUAUUUCACCCACCUUAUGCCCCAUGAUGGUUACGCGCCAUUGAACUCGGAUUUUGAUUCGUUCUACACCCGUCGGCUUAAGCGUCGCAUGGAUGACUGCUUUUCCCAGCCUGUCACCGGUGUUGCAGGACGCACUAUUGUUAUCCUCGACCGAUAUUCCACGGAUAACAAUCACACUCAGAUCUUCACUGGUAGCAAGACCCGUGCGCUGAAUAUUUCUUCGCCUCGUGGCGGCUGUGCAGACGCGGUCGAGGAAAGCAUUCGUCGAUAUGGCGUCUCCACUUGUGGCACGCGUCUUGAGAGCGGGAGCACCCUUGUUGCGCGUUUUGUCGGCAUGGAAGAUGCAUUAAUCAGCUCUAUGGGAUUCGCCACCAACUCUACUUUUAUACCCGCACUCGUGGGAAAGGGAUCCCUUGUCAUUUCCGAUGAAUUCAACCAUGCUAGUAUCCGCGUUGGUGUACGCCAUAGUAAUGCUCAGGUCCGGAUGUUUAAACACAAUGAUAUGUCAAGCCUCGAGUCCCUACUGCGCGAGGUGAUUAGCCAGGGUCAACCCAAGACGCAUCGCCCGUGGAAGAAGAUUUUAGUCAUCGUCGAAGGUCUGUACUCCAUGGAGGGUACUCUCGUGAACCUGCCUAGAAUUGUCGAACUGAAGCAGAAGUACAAGUUCCUCCUCUUUGUCGAUGAGGCACAUUCAAUCGGUGCGCUGGGUCCCCAUGGACGCGGUGUCACAGAUUACUUCAACAUCCCUCCUCGUUCUAUUGACGUCUUGAUGGGUACUUUCACCAAGUCCUUUGGUGCUGCUGGCGGAUACAUCGCAGGGCCUAAAAUCCUUAUUGAUACUCUCCGGUUACGUGGUCACUCCGGAGCGUAUGCAGAAGCUAUGACGCCCCCCGUCCUCACCCAGGUCGUCUCGUCGAUGGUUAGCAUUAUGGGUGUCGCUCCGUCAUCACAGUCGACCAAGUCCGCACUCGCGCUCAGCCCUGCUAGUUCCAUCGUCACGCUGAGGGACAAUACAGAGGAGCUCCCAGGAAUGGCACCUCCAAGCAUGCUGCCGACAUGGAUGACCCUUCACCCGGCUCUUGCAGACGGUUCUGAAGCUCGUAUGCGUAUCCGCCGUCUUGCCUUCAACUCGCGGUAUCUCCACCAGGGCCUCAAGAAACUCGGUUUUAUCACCUACGGACAUCCCUUUAGCCCGAUUGUUCCCCUUCUCAUCUUUAAUCCGGGCAAGAUGAGCAUGUUCUCUCGCAUGAUGCGUUCGCGGAGCACGCCGAUUGUUGUCGUUGUCGUCGCGUACCCUGCCACUCCGCUUGUUACCAGUAGGGUACGGUUCUGUGUUAGCGCAGCGCACACAAAGGAGGACAUCGAUAUGGUGGGCGGCAUCCUGGACCUGAAGCAUGGAGCAGGCGAGCGGUGGGGGAUCGACGAGGUCUGCAAGCGCGCAGUGGAGCUUGUACACUCUGUGUGAAUGCCUGCAUGACUGUCUCCCUUGCUGUCUCCCUCUUCAUGUAGUUAUUGACGGCGACUCGACUUCGUACCACGACAAUGCAAUACAAGGUGAUCUCUGUACAGGUUAGAUGAUGAAAGCUAGGAGAAAAACAACAUACAUACGUUAACAAGGAUUUUGGAUUUUUUUUCUAGUACAUACACUACCACACGACGGCGAUGUCCAUACUUGCGCUUAGGCUGCUCCUGUUCAAAACAUUUUAUCCACUUUUUUCUUGCAGAUAAAUUAUUGGUCUCACAUUGAUGAUGUCUAGGAUAUAUCAAGAGGAAUGAGAAGGGAGCUUUGCGCGAUGCUGGCGAUGUCGAUGUAAUAAAUAGACGGUCGACGAGCGUGGGUGAACUGAUUGCUCGAUAUUCA
Molecule: messenger RNA, 2422 nt
Organism: Suillus subalutaceus
Lineage: Eukaryota; Fungi; Basidiomycota; Agaricomycetes; Boletales; Suillaceae
Product: pyridoxal phosphate-dependent transferase
Exons: 6
Coding region: 71-2026 (651 amino acids)
Biological process (GO): sphingosine biosynthetic process; ceramide biosynthetic process
Cellular component (GO): serine palmitoyltransferase complex
Molecular function (GO): serine C-palmitoyltransferase activity; pyridoxal phosphate binding
Source: RefSeq, a predicted model, not a curated record